Messenger RNA from Cuscuta campestris, 2222 nucleotides. Lineage: Eukaryota; Viridiplantae; Streptophyta; Magnoliopsida; Solanales; Convolvulaceae. The record is from the annotation of a GenBank genome assembly.
AAAAGGGGAAAAAAUCAAAUCUUUCCCAAGGUCAAAAGCUCCGGGCUCUGUUUUUUUCUGUGUAUACACACUACAUCGUCUCUUUCCUCUUCUCUUUCAGAUUGUUCUCUGCGUUUCUGUUUAUGGCCGCGGAAUUGAAACAAAUCUGGUUUCUGAUUCCCAAGACGAGAUUUUUCUUGACGACCCAUUCCGGGAUUUUUAUUCUUUGAGACUUUCCUGGUUUGGGGUGCAUUUGGAAAAAAAGAUUCAAUCUUGGUCGAUCAUUCUUUUUUUCGCCUCGGAUGGAUAUGGAACAUUUUCAUGAUUUGGUAAAGAGCAAGAAGAAACCAUCAUCUUGUGUUGAGGUCCAAAACUCAUUGAGGAAAGAGAUAAUGCAGCUAGAGAAAAGAUUGCAGGACCAAGUUGCGGUUCGAUGUGCUUUAGAGAAAGCCUUGGGUUAUGGGUCCUCCUCCCAUAAGACCACAGCUGAAACCCCAAUUACUAAGCCAACGAGGGAACUUAUUCGAGAAAUUGCAGUGCUAGAGGUAGAGGUUGGACACUUGGAACAGUACCUCCUUUCACUCUACAGGCAAGCUUUUGAUCAACAGCUCCCAUCCUUGUCUCCUCCACGAAGGGACGAUAGACUGAAACCACCCUCAAGUGGUACCCCAAGAAGAAGGCUGAAUUUCUCAAAGUUACCCAUGAAAGAGAGUAAUGGCUUUGCCGAAGUUGCAUCAAAUUCUGAUUCUCGUGUUCAACGAAGUCAUUCUUCACUAUCUCAGCGUUCAGGUCUACCAAACAGAACAUUAACGCCAGAAGACACUUUGGGCAGAUCUGUGCGCGCUUGUCAUUCUCAACCUUUGUCAAUGAGGGAGUAUGCACAGAGUGUUUCAUCAAACAUGUUCAGUUUAGGGGAGCGUGUUUUCAACCAUAUCACCAUAGAUCAUGUUCCAGAGACGCCAAACAAGCUCUCAGAGGAAAUGAUAAAAUGCAUGAGCACAAUAUACUGCAAGCUUGCUGAUCCACCACUAACAACAAGUCAGCUGGGAGCCUCCUCCUCUCCAGCAACCUCAGCAUUCUCAUCACCAAAUCCAUAUUCGCACGAUGGUCUGUGGAGCCCGGGAUUUAGGAAUGUUUCAUCUUUUGACGUGCGCUUGGACAACCCUUUCCACGUUGAAGGGCUUAAGGAUUUCAGUGGACCUUACAGCACAAUGAUCGAAAUACAAUGUAUAUAUAGAGAUAAUCAUAAACUUUGUGAGAUUGAGCCCUUGCUACAAUAUUACAGGUCACUUAUUUGUCAAUUAGAUGAAACUGAUCCAAGCAGGCUGAAAACUCAUGAGGAGAAACUAGCAUUUUGGAUUAACAUCCACAAUGCAUUGGUUAUGCAUGCAUAUUUGGCUUAUGGAAUCCCACAAAGCAGCAUGAAGAAAGUUUUCCUUCUCUUAAAGGCUGCCUAUAAUGUUGGGGGGUGCAUCAUAAGUGCGGAUGCAAUACAAACAUCUAUACUCAAAUGCCGAAUGUCUCGGCCUGGACAGUGGAUUCGGGUACUUCUUUCAUCAAAGGCGAAAUUCAGAACAGAAGACAAACGACAAGCAUUUGUGAUUGAACAUCCAGAACCUCUACUGCAUUUUGCACUCUCUUCUGGAAACCACUCCGAUCCCGCGGUCCGACUCUUUACGCCCAAAAGAGUGUUUCGGGAGCUGGAAGCAGCAAAAGAGGAAUACACUAGAGCAACCUUUGGCGUCACAAAGGACAACAAGAUUUUGUUACCAAAGGUUGUGGAGUCAUUUGCCAAGGAUUCAGGAAUGAGUUCUGCCAGCGUGGUAGAGAUGGUCUGGCAAUCUUUGCCCGAUUCUCUGAGGAAGAAGAGCAUUAGCAUGACUAAGAAGAAGUUUCAGCUCAGAAAAGGUCGCAAGAACAUCGAAUGGGUUCCUCAUAAUUUCGCCUUCCGGUAUCUUAUAUUUAAGGAGCUAGUGAGAUAAUUGUUUCCACUGCGUCCCACUGGUGAAGUUAAAGCUGAUCCUGGGUUCUCUUGCUCUUUCUUCAGCAGUGUAAAUGGGUAGAAAACUCUCAGUCUUAACAAUGCAUAGCUAGCUAGGUUUACAUUAACUAGAUGUUUCAAUUCCUUGUAUAUAUAAUCUUAUGUUGGCUUCAUACAAAUGCUUUGUUGCAGUUAUGAGAGUAUCUUGUCUACUGCCUGUUAUAUACUCCCUCAAUUCUUUUGUAACUGUCUGUUAUGUUAU